Molecule: messenger RNA, 1727 nt
Organism: Triticum aestivum (bread wheat)
Lineage: Eukaryota; Viridiplantae; Streptophyta; Magnoliopsida; Poales; Poaceae
Product: beta-carotene isomerase D27, chloroplastic
Exons: 7
Coding region: 164-1003 (279 amino acids)
Biological process (GO): strigolactone biosynthetic process
Cellular component (GO): plastid
Molecular function (GO): cis-trans isomerase activity; iron ion binding
Source: RefSeq, a predicted model, not a curated record
CCCUCUCUCUCUAUCUUUCUCCCAUACAAGUCAAAUCAUAAGCCUAGUGAUUAACAUCCUACAAAUACACCUUAAUUCAACUCUUCCGCUUCUCCCACUCUACAAAUAUACCCCUCCCUCUCUGUCUCACACACACACACUCAUAGUUAGACAGGCCAUAAACAUGGAGGCCACCGCACUUGUGCUCCUCCCUCACAGCCACAGUGGCCUCACGGCCAGAGCACCCCCAUGCGUGGGCGGAAGAGGUGUCUCCUGCGUGACGAAGAAGAGCUACGUGAGGAUCAAGCGGAGCUCCACGGUGCGAGGGGUCAUGGCGAGGCCACAAGAGGCGACGCUAGCUCGGGUCCCGGCACCGGCGCCAACAAGGCCGGUGAGAGAGACUGCCGCGGUCACGACGACGACGACCGUGUACCACGACACCUGGUUCGACAACCUGGCCAUUGGCUACCUGUCCAGGAAACUUCAAGAAGCUUCUGGGAUAAAGAACGGAAAACAUGGCUACCAAGGAUUAAUAGAGGCCGCGGUGACAAUCUCCAGAAUCUUCAGGCUCGACACACAGUGCGAGAUUGUGGCCAGCGCUCUCGAACGAGCAAUGCCAAGCUACAUCGUCACAAUGAUAAAGGUGAUGAUGCCGCCUUCAAGAUUUUCCAGGGAGUACUUUGCUGCCUUCACCACCAUAUUCUUCCCUUGGCUGGUUGGACCAUGUGAGGUCAGGGAAUCUGAAGUCGAUGGAACGAGAGAGAAGAAUGUGGUGUACAUCCCCAAAUGCAGGUUUCUGGAAAGCACCAACUGUGUCGGUAUGUGCACGAACCUUUGCAAGAUCCCAUCCCAGAAGUUUAUGCAAGAUUCGCUUGGAGUUUCUGUGUACAUGUCACCCAAUUUUGAAGACAUGAGCUGCGAGAUGAUCUUUGGACAGCAACCUCCUGAAGAUGACCCAGCACUGAAGCAGCCCUGCUUCAGCACAAAAUGUAUCGCGAAGCAGGACUAUGGUGUGAAUUGCUAGCAUACUUGAUCAGAUAGAAAUCAUUAGUGAUUAAACACUCCCGAAAUAUAGUGAAAUGCCCACAGCUCCAUAGUUAUAUUUUUCUUGAGAAACUUGCAGAAGGCAUUUUUAAUACAUUCAACUAUUACGUCAAAUUGUUACCCAGACUCCCAGAGCAGUCUAAGAUGAAAUGAAGAGCAGAGAAAAUCAUCAUAUCACUCAGACCAAGAAAUAUGUAACUUCACUUGGUGGAUCAUGUUGUAUACUUAUAUGAUGUGUAUAGUUGUUCAGUAAACAGUUACCCGGUUACCACCAAUGUGCAUCCACAUCAAGUCCGGACCGGUAAAAGAAGAAAUUAGUUCAGAUCGUUGGUUCAAUCUUUGUAAGACCAAGACAAAGUCUGCUCGGACUGUGAAGGUUAAAAGAGUGUAAUCAUCAAUGUGCUCUGGCAAUUGUUGAAGUAGCAACAUAGGCGGGCAUUGAAAUAUGAUUUUCGGCAACAUCAGGAACACCUAGUAGCAAUCCAAGACGAGACAAUCCAGGAGGAGGCUACAAUUUGGUAGAUGGCAAGAGUCAAAUGAUCGAGGGAGUUGUGUGCAUCUCUGAAAGCGCAAGUUUCAACAUGAUGGCCUUCAUAAUACUAGUCCAUUUUACUGUUUCUUUAGUUUCUUGUAGUUUACUAGCCUGUUUCGUCUAUCUCGCACAAAGUCUCAUGUUCACAACCUUGUAAAAUUUCAAGCCAUCU